AUGCACGCCUCACCGCACCUGGCCCUUCUCUGCCUGGCUCUGGCCCCCCUGGCCACUCCCCGAGCUGACGGCCAGUGUCCAGCGUGCGGGAGCCCCACCGUGGACCUGGAGAGUCAGCGGGAGCUGCUCCUGCACCUGGCCAAGAGAAGCAUCCUGGACAAGCUGCAUCUCAGCCAGCGCCCACAUCUGAGCCCGAGGGUGUCCAGGACGGCCCUGAGGACUGUGCUGCAGCGCCUGCGGGCGACCCCCCGGGGGGCCUCUUGGGAGACUGACAGGGGCCAGGAAUAUGAGAUCAUCAGCUUUGCUGAGACAGGCCGCCCCAGCACCAACCAGACGCGUCUCGACUUCCACUUCUCCUCCGACAGGCCCACGGGCGGCGUGGAAGUCCAGCAGGCCAGCCUCACGUUCUUCGUGCAGCUUCCUGCCCGGGCCGUGCGGGCUUUGAAGGUGAGGGCCCUGGUGGUGGGCCCGCAGGGUGCCAACCUCACCCUGGCUAGCCCGCAGCUGCUCCAGGUGAACGCUAGCGGCUGGCAGCAGCUGCGUCUGGGGCCUGAAGCUCAGGCCGCCUGUGGCCGGGGGCACCUGGCCCUAGAGCUGGUACCUGAGGGCCAGAUCGCCCGGACUUCGGUCAUCCUGGGUGGGGCUGCCCAUCGGCCCUUUGUGACGGCCCAGGUAAGAGAGGCAGGCAGGCACCGGGUCCGCCGACAGGGCAUCGACUGCCAGGGAGGCUCCAGCAUGUGCUGCCGGCAAGAGUUCUUUGUAGAUUUCCGUGAGAUCGGCUGGCACGACUGGAUCAUCCAGCCCGAGGGUUACGCCAUGAACUUCUGCACGGGGCGGUGCCCGCUGCACGUGGCGGGCAUGCCUGGCAUCGCCGCCUCCUUCCACACCGCCGUGCUCAGUCUCCUCAAGGCCAACGCGGCGGCAGGCACAGCCGGAGGGGGCUCUUGCUGCGUGCCCACGGCCCGGCGCCCGCUGUCCCUGCUCUACUACGUCAGGGACAGCAGCAUCGUCAAGACCGACAUCCCGGACAUGGUGGUGGAGGCCUGCGGGUGCAGCUAG
Molecule: messenger RNA, 1059 nt
Organism: Condylura cristata (star-nosed mole)
Lineage: Eukaryota; Metazoa; Chordata; Mammalia; Eulipotyphla; Talpidae
Gene: INHBC
Product: inhibin, beta C
Exons: 2
Coding region: 1-1059 (352 amino acids)
Biological process (GO): SMAD protein signal transduction; BMP signaling pathway
Cellular component (GO): extracellular region
Molecular function (GO): cytokine activity; hormone activity; growth factor activity
Source: RefSeq, a predicted model, not a curated record